GCAACUUCAAAAUAUCAAACGAACCUGUUUAUGGAGAAUGACUGAAGUAUCGAAACCAAAAGUUACAUUACGCGUACAGAGUAUAAACUUAUAACAAAGUAGUUUUGAAAAAGCAAAAUGUCGGAAGUACAAACCCAGGAGACAGGGAGUUUGGAGUCGACGGAAGAACUAUUCGAGUCCAAUCUUUUGUACGAGCUGCUACUUUCACAAAAGGAAGCUGCACGUUUUCUAGAGCUUGCUUACUUGGCACUUCGAGAAGAUCCGGAUAUUGCAAGACAGGUACGGAAUACCGCGAAUGAUGCUCAAAACCAACACUUAAGGACUCAUGGCCUCGUCAGAGAAUACCAGGGGACAGCUGUUCACGUUGUUAAAACAAUGCUUCCUCUCAUUGAGACGGGAAUAAAAAAAAGGAAGACUAUCCUGGUACAAAAGGGCUUGGAUAAAGUGUUGACAUACGUGGAUGACAUGGUAAAGAAAACCAAGGAAACUGUAAAUGAAUACUACAAGAUCAAGACUGCAGUGAAUGAUGAAAUAUCAAAUAUUGACGAAAAGAAUAGAAAUAUAAAAUUGAGAGGGAGUGAUAUAAAAGCUGAAAUGAAAGAUAAAGCACUCAACUUGGAAAAAGGGAAAAGGGACUUGACGGAUCUUCAGUCAAAGAUGAAAAGCAAAGAAGAGGAAAUCAAGAAGCUAAAAGUAAAACGGGAAGACUAUAUUGCAGAUUCCGUUCAAAAGUAUGGAAUAGGAGAUUCGUUUAAAGAAUUAUUUACGACGGGAAUGGCUACCCUUGGAUCAUGGUUAGGUGGCGCUCAAGCUAGUAAAGAGAUAUAUGAAGGUGCCAGAGCGGCAACAACUGCAAGAAAAGAGCAGGCGAGUAAGCAAGCUCUAAAUGCAAGUGAAAAAACAAAACAAGAUAUAGAAGAGGAACAAAAGAAAAUUGAGGAAAAUGAGAGAAGGAUAGCAAAGAUAAAAGAAGAGGCUGUAGAAAGCCUUGUUGUAAUGGAAAAACUAGCACUUGAAAGCGCGGAUCAAAUGAACGAAGAAUGUCUUAAACUGGCUGGCAAAGAGCUCGGAAAAGUCGCAUCACUGUUUGCAAAAAUAUUGCUUUUUUGGGAAGAUUUUGCAGCAAAACUAUCAGCAUUAUCAAAAAGCCAUGAUGGUGUGAAACUCUUCAUUGAGUUUAUUCACGAUCCGGAACUAGCCGAAGAUAUCGACGAGUCCGUGACACAUGUCAAAAAGGUGUGGAACUCUUUUGGCUAUAUGUGUACAUGCUACGUCGUUAAAAGUGAAAGUCAACUUCCAGAGCUAUAUGCCUUUAUGUCAAAUCCAGUUGACGAGAUGGACUUUACCGAGUGUAACAGAAGAAAACAAGAAGUUCUGGCACACCACAGGGCUGAUAUAAAACAGCUGGAGGAAAAGGUCAUGUGAAAUUCAGAGACAAAUUUGGUUGCAAAACUAAUACAAUUUACCUACAAAAAGGAUUGAUACUUUCCGGAUACUUUUGGAUUUUUUUGAUAAUUUGACGGCAAAAAGAUUGUAGCAAAAUAUUAUUACAGAGCAUUAUUUAAAGCCAUAAUUUUUACAAUAUAAAGACAGACGUAAAAUACAUUCGUAUAUUGGAAAAAAAGUAUCUGCGUCUUUUUUCGAUGUUUAGUUUAAUCAUAUAUACAUAUUAGACAGUAUUUUCGUGUCAUAUAUUAAAGGAACAGAAGACUUAUGAAACUCUUGCUAGUUUAUAUUUUAGAUGCUGGUAGAAACAAAUUUAUAACACUGGUAUAUUUGUAAGGUCUAUGUUGCAUUAAUAACGCCGUACUUUUUGUUUCUGUAUAUUUUCCGUGUAUCUAUAUGGCAUAACAUAUACCAUAGUUUGUAAAAUUGUUUCAAGUGCACAUUUUUGUAACAUGUGUACGGGUAGUUAUUUCUAUCAGUGGAAUUUCGUAAUUACUCACAUAUAUUAUUUAUUGUUCUCUUAUCUUCCUUACCACUUUGUCUAGUUUAAAUAAUUUCAUUCUCCAUAUAUAAUAUACUGAUCUCAUAGUUUGAUGCAUAUGUGUAACUCUUAGAAACUCUUAGAAGCAGAAAAAAAUGAUUUAUUGCUUCUUUUUUAGAAAAAUACAAUAAGCUGCUUUGUUGUUUUGUACACUUAGCAUUGUCUUUGUAAUUACUGGUUCAAUAUGGGUAUCAUUUUAUCAUUUUUUAGUAGUAUUCCUUACAAUAAUGGACACUACGAAUCUGCGAUUGUUGUUUAUUAUGAACAAUCUGGAAACACUUAUUCACGUACCUUUGCGUCGUUGUCCAUAAGUAACUGAAAUAAGGUUGUCCACGUGCUCCUAACGAAUUCCAGAGGAACAAUGCAGGCAACCUACCUCCUUGAUUCCAACCAAAUCGUUCAAGGUCAAUGAACUGGAACAGCUUUUAUUAAAUGACACGAUGCGAGAUUUCAUCUGAUUGUCUAAUAACAAAUGCUUUCUACUUGUUGAAAUGCGGACGAUUCAAACGUAGACAAAACUCAAUCACCUAAAAUAUACGGGUUGACUUGCAAUAUUGUUGAAAAAUGUUGGAAUUGCCGAUGGAAUGUCUUGUUUGUCCGCAUUUUAGUAACAGUUGCAUUUUACUUUAAUGUGCAAAGAAUUACCUGGUUUUGUAAACAAUUAUAGAAGUAC
This is a messenger RNA of Mercenaria mercenaria, 2660 nucleotides long. RefSeq lists its product as uncharacterized. Bases 118 to 1425 code for a protein of 435 amino acids. The record is from RefSeq and is a predicted model, not a curated record. Lineage: Eukaryota; Metazoa; Mollusca; Bivalvia; Venerida; Veneridae. The transcript is spliced from 9 exons.